This is a messenger RNA of Python bivittatus (Burmese python), 547 nucleotides long. RefSeq names its product splicing factor 3b subunit 6 (gene SF3B6). Gene Ontology annotation, cellular component: nucleus; cytoplasm. Gene Ontology annotation, molecular function: mRNA binding. The record is from RefSeq and is a predicted model, not a curated record. Lineage: Eukaryota; Metazoa; Chordata; Lepidosauria; Squamata; Pythonidae.
UUACGACGGACCGGAAGUCUGUUCUUCUUCCGGGUGGGGUGUAAGACGUGCGGUGUAGCGGGUUCAACUUAUCUCCCGUGCGAUCGGUGGUUACGGUCUCAGUCGAGGUUUCCUUUCUCUGCGGGUGAAGCGUAACUCUCCGAGGACCGUUGCCAUGGCGAUGCAAGCGGCGAAACGCGCGAAUAUCCGUCUACCACCUGAAGUCAACCGAAUUUUGUAUAUCAGAAAUUUACCAUAUAAAAUCACAGCUGAAGAAAUGUAUGACAUUUUUGGAAAAUACGGACCUAUUCGACAAAUCAGAGUAGGGAAUACUCCUGAGACAAGGGGAACAGCCUAUGUAGUCUAUGAAGAUAUCUUUGAUGCCAAAAAUGCUUGUGAUCAUCUAUCAGGAUUCAAUGUGUGCAACAGAUACCUUGUUGUUUUGUACUACAAUGCCAACAGGGCAUUCCAAAAAAUGGAUACAAAGAAAAAAGAAGAACAGCUGAAACUUCUGAAGGAGAAAUAUGGAAUAAACACAGAUCCACCAAAAUAAAACUUUUCCUGAGGA